GAUUCCUUCACAGCAUCUCCGGUCGACGACGCAUCCGCCGACGAUGGCAACACUCUUGUUUCCGUAUCGACUACAUUCUUCCCUGGCGCCCAGAUCCAUACACUCCCUCCUGAUCUUGUCCUUCUUUCGUCUGAUUCUGUCUUCUUCUACGUCCAGUCAGCCACCCUGUUCGGCGCAUCCUCUAACGCAUUCAAUGGUCUACUACCACCAUCGCAGAAACAGAAAAAUAACGACAUGGGUCCAGUAGUCAUGCUUACCGAACCUUCGGCGGUCCUCAACGUCGUACUGCACACGGUUUAUGACAUGUCGUGCUCACAUUAUGCGCCCUCGUUCGAGUCCUUAUCGGCAGCAGUAACCGCAUUGGCCAAGUACGGUCUCUCUGUGAACAAGUUCAUCGCUCUGUCAACGCCUUUAUAUUCUCUCCUUCUAUCGCACGCCCCCUUGUACCCACUUGAGCUCUAUGCCUUGGCCGCCAAGCAUGAUCUUUACGAUCUCGCCGUUCCGACCUCGUCGCACCUUCUUUCGUUCUCUCUCGCAUCUCUCACCGAUGAUAUGGCAGAUAGAAUUGGUCCGAGAUACCUCAAGCGGCUAUUUUUCUUGCACUUUGGCCGCUCGGAUGCCUUGAAACGUCUGCUUUUGCCACCCCCACAUCCUCAUGCGCCCACUACAACAUGUGACUUUGAGGACCAGAAGCGGCUCACACGGGCAUGGGCACUUGCAUCGGCUUACCUCGCAUGGGAUGCAAGGCCAGAUCUGUCGACAAGCACAAUGGAGUCGGCUCUUGCUCCUUUGGGGGAGCAACUAGCUUGCAACCUUUGUCGAACUGGUCUGGCAGAGCGAAUAAAAACUCUGAUCGUGCAAUGGUCUGUAGUUAAAGUGAGUACAUCCAGUUUUUACGUCACUCUAUGUUCUAACGAAUAUCAAAGCGUACCAUUUGAUGGCUUAACCCUAUCCAUCAAGUUUACUUUACCUUGA
Coniophora puteana RWD-64-598 SS2 is the source of this 975-nucleotide messenger RNA. RefSeq lists its product as uncharacterized. The record is from RefSeq and is a predicted model, not a curated record. Lineage: Eukaryota; Fungi; Basidiomycota; Agaricomycetes; Boletales; Coniophoraceae. The annotation marks the transcript as partial. The transcript has 2 exons.